AUGUUUCAGAGCAGAUUGGUUUCGUCCAUUUUGAAGAGGAACAAAGGAGCCAUUAAUACUGUAAUAUCCAAUCUCAGAGGAAAAACGUCCCCGUUUAAUGAUUUGAGGGAACAGCCACCAACAUCCUUCUUCAAUGUCUUUAGAUCUUCACCCGUGGGUCAUCGCAUCCCAUCUAUGAGGAAUAUGUCCACUGCUGCAUCUGUUGGCAUGGAAGGUAAAGAGGGGCUAAAGCUACUUGUAACGGGAGGACCCCGUGCUCAGAAAAUGGUUGGUAUAUGGCUUUUUGGUUCUGCUGCUUGGGUUUUUAGUAUGGUCGUGCUUGGUGGUGUCACAAGGCUAACUCGAUCUGGUCUUUCAAUGACUGAUUGGAAAUUUACUGGUGGCCUCCCUCCUCUUUCAGACGAGGAAUGGUUGAAUGAGUUUGAAAAAUAUAAGCAGUCACCUGAGUAUAAGCGUGUAAACAGAGGGAUGAGUAUUGAAGAUUUCAAAUUCAUAUAUUGGAUGGAAUAUGCACAUCGUAUGUGGGGAAGGGGACUGGGUAUCAUGUUCGCUCUACCAUUUUCAUAUUUUCUGCGCAAGGGAUAUAUAACCUUAAAACUUGGAUUAAGUCUCUCUGCUCUUUUUGGCCUUGGUGCUGGGCAGGGUCUAAUAGGUUGGUGGAUGGUGAAAAGUGGUUUAGAGGAGCCAGCAUCUGAAUAUGUUCAGCCAAGAGUAAGCCCUUACCGUCUUGCAGCUCAUCUUACUUCAGCAUUUGUUAUUUACAGUGGCCUGUUCUGGACUGCACUUUCUGUUGUAAUGCCUGAGCCACCUGCUGAAUCACUAACUUGGGCUCGUGGGGCAACAAAAGUGAAGAGACUUGCUCUUCCUGUAAGCCUCAUUGUAGGCAUUACUGCUGUCUCAGGGGCAUUUGUUGCUGGAAAUGAUGCUGGACAUGCAUAUAACACUUUCCCCAAGAUGGGUGAAACCUGGAUUCCUGAUGAUAUAUUUGAACUGAAGCCACUAAUUCGAAACUUCUUUGAGAAUACAUCAACAGUGCAGCUUAACCACCGUAUCCUUGCAACUACAACCUUAAUGUCAAUUGGUGCAUUAUGGUGGUUCACGAGAAAGUUGGACAUACAUCCAGCAGUGCGAUCUUUGAUUGGAAGCACGUUCGGCAUGGCUGCUCUUCAGGUUACUUUAGGAGUAUCGACACUUCUAUCGUAUGUACCUGUAUCACUUGGCACUGCCCAUCAGGCUGGAGCCUUAACACUUAUGACGCUUAUGAUUCUGCUCAUCCACACUGUGCGCAAGCCAUCUAUAUCGCUUCUCAAAUCGCUUCCUCAAGUUGUGAAGACAGUCUAGGAGAAUUAGGUUGUAUCAAAUACAGAAGUCAGUUAGUAAAUUGUCGUCGUUGUUAUAAUUGAAUGAGCAAUUUUCAACUUAAGGUUCACCAUUCCAAGCAAAGGGAGAACAUUGAAAAACCAAUUUAUGGUGUUAUUGAUUUAAUUUUCGUUCGAUGAAUUUGGAACUCAAUAUUCUAGUUUUCAUGCAGUUUCAGAGGAAGGAGAGAAUACAUGUUCUCUUAUUCCAGGUCUUUGAUUUGGAGGAAUGUACACAGUGAGCACUUUCCUAUGCAAAUACAGAUUACAGAAUUUUGUUGUGUUUGGUGCUGAGGUUAGGACGUGGAAAACCUGGAUUGUAAUAGCUUUUCAUUCAAUAAAUUGUUAGACCAGAGAA
Molecule: messenger RNA, 1716 nt
Organism: Jatropha curcas
Lineage: Eukaryota; Viridiplantae; Streptophyta; Magnoliopsida; Malpighiales; Euphorbiaceae
Gene: COX15
Product: cytochrome c oxidase 15
Biological process (GO): heme A biosynthetic process
Cellular component (GO): mitochondrial inner membrane
Molecular function (GO): oxidoreductase activity, acting on NAD(P)H, heme protein as acceptor
Source: RefSeq, a predicted model, not a curated record